This is a messenger RNA of Aspergillus lentulus, 1257 nucleotides long. Its product is annotated as TVP38/TMEM64 family protein. Gene Ontology annotation, cellular component: Golgi membrane. The record is from RefSeq and is a predicted model, not a curated record. Lineage: Eukaryota; Fungi; Ascomycota; Eurotiomycetes; Eurotiales; Aspergillaceae. Gene Ontology annotation, biological process: mitotic spindle elongation; vesicle-mediated transport.
AUGCCUGCAGACUAUACGUCCACUGCUCGGGCUCUAUCUCUUCCAAUGUCGCCUGCAGAAUCCCUGUCGCCGGCCGAAGAAGAUACACAGCCAUUAUGGAGCCAUCUGUCCUCCAGUAGACGCAAUACGGCCAGUCCCUCUGCCAGGGAAUCAACUGGUCUCCGUGAUCAAGUCGUCAAUCAAACCACGAAGAUGCUGCGACGUACCAAAAAGACAUGGCGGAGACUAACAUUUUGGCAGAGAAUUGGGGCUAUUGGAGCAGCUUUGCUUGCCAUCUUCCUAGGAUUGGCAUUCAUGAUCUUCACGGGACAAGUGUUCUUCUGGCUGGGGCCUGUAGCUGAAAAAUGGGAACAGUCAUGGCUUGCAUUUUUCGUCCUCUGGCUGUGCGUUUUCUUCGUUUCUUUCCCACCAUUGGUAGGUUGGUCCACGUUUGGAACGAUAGCUGGUUUCAUUUUUGGCAUAUGGAAAGGCUGGAUCCUCUAUGCCACUGCAACCGUGCUCGGAUCAACAUGUUCUUUCAUCGUGUCGCGGACGAUCCUAUCGAAAUUUGUGAACCGCAUGAUGGAACGGGACAAACGAUUCGCUGCUCUCGCGUUGACACUCAAGUACGAUGGACUUAAACUCUUGUGCAUGAUUCGCCUAUGCCCCCUACCGUAUUCUGUCUGCAAUGGUGCCGUCUCGACCUUUCCGACGGUCCAUCCUUUGAUGUAUGGACUUGCGACUGCUCUCAUCACACCCAAGUUGCUUGUCCCGGCUUUCAUUGGAAGUAGGAUUCGGAUUCUUUCCGAGAAAAACGAGGAGAUGAGCGCCGGGUCCAAGGCUGUGAACAUCUGUAGUAUUAUUCUUACCAUUGGAAUUGGUAUCUUUACAGGCUGGUAUAUAUACAGGAGGACGUUGGCUCGAGCCAAAGAGUUGGAAGCCAAAGAGAGAGCAGAUAUACGGAGAUCGUUACAAGCCGACCAUGCUGCUCACCGUCCCCAUGGUUCUUUCUCCGAAGACCCAGAUGUCAACACUGCUGCCGCUACACUCGCUCGCGAUGAGGAGGAAAGGAUCGGGUUCAACGACUUUGAUGAUGACAACGUCGAUCUUGUUAUUGACGACGAGAGCGGCAGCGAGAAUUCGCCAAAUCUCACGAAAAAGCAGUUCCAGGGACCCUAUAGGGACGAACUCACGGACAAUGAUUCAGACGUUUUCGGGGAUGGCGAUGGACCUGACAAUCAGAUGUUCCGUCUCCAUACACACGUGCGAUCGGGCUGA